ACUUUCGAAAUCCCAAAAACAAAAUGAUGAAGCUGGGAAUUACCCAUUUCUUGUUAUGCAUUUAUUUUCUUCUUCUUGUUCUCAAUUCAACAUCUCACGAAGUUGAUGAUGAAAGAGAAUUUGAUUAUGAUGAAAAAAGUGGAAAGGGACCAGCUCAAUGGGGAGAGCUCCACCCAGAAUGGAGCAUGUGUAAAAAUGGAUCAAUGCAAUCUCCAAUUGAUUUGUUGGAUGAGAGAGUUGAAGUAGUUUCCUAUUUAGGGAGACUUAAGAGGAGUUACAAUCCCUCCAAUGCAACUAUUACCAACAGGGGCCAUGACAUGAUGUUGAAAUGGGAAGGCUAUGCAGGAUAUAUUGAAAUAAAUGGAACUCAAUAUGAACUGAAACAGUGCCACUGGCACUCUCCUUCUGAACACACAAUCAAUGGCAAAAGAUUUGAUAUGGAGGCUCACAUGCUUCAUGAGAGCUCAGAUGGAAAGAUUGCUGUUGUUGGAAUCAUAUACAAGCUUGGCCGCCCUGAUUCUUUCUUAUCAUCGUUGGCGGAUCAUUUAGCAGCCAUUACCGAUACUAGAGAAGCAGUGAGUGUAGCGGGCAUUGUGAACCCAAAGAAUAUAAAGAUAGGGAGUAGAAAGUAUUAUAGAUAUAUUGGCUCCCUCACAGUUCCCCCAUGUACUCAAAAUGUUGUGUGGACUAUUGUCAAAAAGGUGAGAACUGUUUCACAAGAACAAAUCAGGUUGCUUCGUGUGGCCGUUCAUGAUGAUUCAAAUACUAAUGCAAGACCACUACAACCAAUAAACAGGCGCUCAGUGCAUCUUUAUAGACCAAGUGAAGGCAAAGAGGAUUAAAAUCUUAUGAUUUUACAGCAAUCACUCAACAUAUAUUACAUGCUUUUAGAAGUGGACGGCAGAAAUAUGUUGAGGGUUGAACCAUUUUUGCCCUAAUUACCCUAUUAUAUAUACUUUUCAGUCAUUAUCUAUAUAUGGUUCCUUUAUAGUUAAGUUGUAGGGACAUGGUGAUGGUUUGAUAGAGGAUACUGUG
This is a messenger RNA of Corylus avellana, 1035 nucleotides long. NCBI's taxonomy places the organism in Eukaryota, Viridiplantae, Streptophyta, Magnoliopsida, Fagales, Betulaceae. The record is from RefSeq and is a predicted model, not a curated record.